AGCUUAUAAACUCUACUCAGUUUCCUUUCAGUUUUAGAAAACCUUCACUCAAAAUUUAAAGUACUAAUUAAAAAUUUCGUUAAUGGGCGAAAUAAUCCAAAUACAUGUUGGUCAGGCUGGUGUACAAAUCGCCAACGCUUGUUGGGAACUAUAUUGUCUUGAGCAUGGCAUCAAAGCUGACGGAACUUUAUGUGAUGAAUGUCCUUGUGACAUAACUUUUACAAAUUUCUUUGAUUUCAAAACACCGAAUAAGGUUGUUCCACGUGCGAUUUUGGUUGAUUCUGAGCCAACAGUUAUAGAUCAAGUUCGAACUGGUGCCUAUGGAUGUCUCUAUAGUCCUUUGAGUCUAAUAACUGGAAAAGAGGAUAGCGGAAGCAACUUUGCUCGAGGCUAUUAUACAAUGGGUGCAGAACUAAUAGAUAUUACAAUGGAAGCUAUACGAAAUACAGCGGAAUCAUGUUCCAAUUUAAGAGGAUUCCUUAUUUUUAGAUCGAUUGGAGGAGGGACAGGAUCAGGACUUGGCAAUCUUAUUGCAGAGCAUCUUUUAGAAUUAUACGAAAAAAUUGCCAAAGUGGAGUUCAUCAUAUUCCCAUCACCAUCACUUUCUCCAUUAAUAGUAGAGCCUUAUAACGCUCUCUUGGCUACACAUUUGGGCAUGGACUCGAUGGAAUGUAGCUGUAUUCUGGACAAUGAAGCUCUCUAUGACAUUUGUUCGAAAAAGCUCAACAUAAAUGCCCCAAAAUAUAAAAACCUAAACAGAAUUAUUGGACAGACAGCUUCUAAUUUCACCACAUCGCAAAGGUUUUCUGGAAGCUCAAACGUUUCCUUUUCUGAAUUCCAAACCAAUCUAGUUCCUUAUCCGCGUAUUCACUUUCCAGUUGUUAGCUAUGCUCCCUUCAUCCCAGGAACAGGCUCGGGCUUUACUCGACUAACAACAGAGCAAAUAACAAUGGCUUGUUUUGAGCCAUCCAAUCAAUUGGUACGAUGUAAUCCUAUCGAAGGAAAAUAUAUGACGUCAGUUCUUCUAUAUCGGGGCUAUACCCCGGACUCCGACAUCAACUCAAGCAUAAUGCGUUUGAAAUCAACCGGAUCAAUUCGCUUUGUUGACUGGUCUCCGACAGGUUUUAAAGUUGGAACCAAUUCAGAGCCUCCAUAUUCUGUUCCUGGAGGAGGAUUGGGCAAUACCAACAAAUCGCUGGUGGUCUUGUCAAAUAACACAAGUAUUCGAAGGACUUGGUGUCGUCUAAUAGAUAAAUAUGAUCAACUAUAUAGACGAAAAGCAUUUAUUCAUCAUUACUUAGCUGAAGGUCUGGAGGAGGCUUCGCUAGCAGAAGCUUCUGAGGAUAUUUGCACCCUGAUUUAUGAUUAUAAGGAGGUUGAUAGUGCAGGCAAUACGGGAAACAUGCCAACUUACCAAAAAUCAAAUCUUAGUAAAGGAUCACAAGGGUUACCCAGCCCGGAAGGACCAAGAUUAGGGGGGUCAGACGUUUCCCAGAACCAGACACGACAAGAAUCAAAAAGCGCACGUCGGGAAGUCCCGCCGAAGCAAUCAACUCCUUCCAAUAAAAUGCCCAACCAAAAAUCAUAUAUUAUUGAUAAAAGUCUUACAAAUACAAGUGACGAUUUUUCUUUGUCGCAUCAGCCUAGUAUCGAUUCACAUUUUGAUGAAGAUGAUAAUAAGGAAGUAUGCCAAAAGUCCAAAUGCAAUAAACGGACAAAUUUCGCUGAGCCAGAAAAUUAUUCACGGCCAGUACAAUGUACAUGCGAAUGUUAUAUGAAUAAUAUUGAUGACUGUCCUGAUUUUGAUUGUGCUUUAGCAGACGCUACGUCACGAAAUAAAUCAGUCACUAGCAUUGUAACCCGCAUUUUUAUCUCACAACGAAAUAGACAGCAAGAAGGAUCUAAUUUUGAUGCCAGGGGAAUGUCUUUACCAACUCGAUCCGAUGAAAGUUUACCAGGCGACGAAGAACCAAAGACUGAUUCCCCAAAAAAAUCUAAGAGCUUUGAAAGCAUACACAACCAAACUGAGAAGUCAGUUGAGGGUUCGAAGAGACGUUCCAAAUCCCACGAACCAAAGAGUUCUGAUGGAAUUCAAGAAUCUGGAAAAGAACCUGAGAGCUUCAUUGAGGAAAUUAACACAGAACCUGUUAGAGCAAGGGACAGGUUUCGUCCCACUACAUUUAAAACACAAAUACCUACCAGGAGGUGCUUUGAAUGCUGUCCCGUAGGAGUAUUUAAACUGCCACCUCCCCGAAGUGAGGGUCAGGAGACCUUAGGCGAAGCAUUAAGCGCAAAGGAGAGAUUUUGUAACUCAACUUGCCAACCUCCAUCAAGCUUAAUGGGGAACGAGACAAUUUUUAGUGCACCCAAGGAUCCUUGUGAAAGUCAAGUCUGCGAUGAUCAACCAGCAUGUAGUUAUCAGGUUGAUCCGUGUGCCAAUCAGCAAGUAUUAACUUAUUGCCCACCGCCGGAAACAAGAAAUCCAUUGGCAAAUUGCACAAGAAUGAUGUGGAUUGGUCCAUCUCCAAAUGCUUUUUGUCGGCAAAAUAAUGCUUGUGAUAUCAAUUCGGUCGCAAAGCGCAGAAAGUCUUCUAAACGCAAUGAGUACAAAUACACAGAGUGUUUUUGUGAUCAUGAUAUUGAUGGAGGAGAUAUUGCCAUCACAAUAUAUGCCCAAUAAUAAUUAUAUUUCCUAUCAAGAGGAGAUAUUGCCAUCGCAAUAUAUGCCCAAUAAUAAUUAUAUUUCCUAUCAAGAGGAGAUAUUACCAUCACAAUGUAUGCCCAAUAAUAAUUGUCUUUCCUAUCAAGAAGAGAUCAUCUGCUGCCCUAAUAUUGGCGGAGCUACGGCUGCUGCGGGGGCUUACAAAAUCUAUCCACAAUGUAUGCCAAUUGUUAGACCAAUAUUCCGCUCGGAUACAUCGGCCGGUGAGCGUUAUGAUAUGGACAACGGAAGUACAAAGCCAAGAGUUCAAAGAAGAUUUUAAAGAGUGUAUUGAACAAAAACCCUAAGUAUACAAUUAGUAUUUGACAAUAAAAAUUGAAAUAUUUCACAAAAU
Molecule: messenger RNA, 3056 nt
Organism: Eupeodes corollae
Lineage: Eukaryota; Metazoa; Arthropoda; Insecta; Diptera; Syrphidae
Product: tubulin alpha chain-like
Exons: 6
Coding region: 83-2680 (865 amino acids)
Biological process (GO): microtubule cytoskeleton organization; mitotic cell cycle
Cellular component (GO): cytoplasm; microtubule
Molecular function (GO): GTP binding; structural constituent of cytoskeleton
Source: RefSeq, a predicted model, not a curated record